Messenger RNA from Asparagus officinalis (garden asparagus), 2609 nucleotides. Its product is annotated as carbon catabolite repressor protein 4 homolog 6. The annotation marks the transcript as partial. The transcript is spliced from 15 exons. The record is from RefSeq and is a predicted model, not a curated record. Gene Ontology annotation, molecular function: 3'-5'-RNA exonuclease activity. Lineage: Eukaryota; Viridiplantae; Streptophyta; Magnoliopsida; Asparagales; Asparagaceae.
GCGGCGCCUCAGUUUCAAACCACCGAACGCGCAUACCGAAUCCGCGACCCUCAGUUUCGCCCGCAUCCGCAGCAGCACCGGCCAGAUGAUCACAGGAAUUGGGUGAAUGCUUGCUCUCGGCCGCCGCCUCAGUGUGAGCGAUUUACUGUACUGGCGUACAAUAUUCUCGCGGACUACCUUGCAAGAGAUCAUCGUUCCAAGCUAUAUUUUCAUAUUCCUCAUCACAUUUUGGAUUGGGAGUGGCGAAAGAAAAGGCUGUUCUUGGAGUUUGGAUUAUGGUCUCCUGACAUCAUGUGUCUUCAGGAGGUUGAUAGAUUUCAUGACUUGGAGGAGGAACUAACGAUUCGAGGAUAUGCUGGUAUUUGGAAGAUGCGCACUGGAAAUGCUGUUGAUGGAUGUGCAAUUUUUUGGCGAACAAACAGGUUCCAGCUGCAACAUGAAGAGCAUAUUGAGUUUAACAAACUUGGACUGCGAGAUAAUGUUGCCCAGAUUUGUGUUUUGGAGUCAAGGAAUCAAAAUCCAGUUGAUAAGCUAUCUACAGCUCCUGCAAGCUCUGAUCAAUCAAGAGGAGUUAACCAGAUUGUUAUUUGCAACAUUCAUGUGCUGUACAAUCCAAAAAGGGGAGAAAUGAAGCUUGGACAGGUUAGGAUGCUCCUUGAUCGAGCAUAUGCUGUCUCUAGAAAUUGGCAUAAUGCUCCAGUCAUAGUUUGUGGAGAUUUUAAUGCUACUCCCAACAGUCCCCUCUACAAAUUUAUAUCUGAACAGAAGUUAGAUUUGUCUGGACUUGCUCGGGAUCAGAUAUCAGGACAGCGUGCUUCUACUAUAUAUGCACCACGGGCAUAUGUUGGUUCACGUUUAUAUAGACCGCAGCAGACUGUAGAUAAUGGCACUGGGGCAAUGGAUAUUGAGGAAGGCAGCAGUUUAAAGAGAAUUGAUGUUAAUCAAAACCAUCAGAAUGAUAUUGAGACUUCAUCUGCACAAGAAAAGCUGGAUCAUGGAGGACAUAGCAGCACCAUUCAAACAGAUCAUUCUGUUCAGAGUACGUUGAGUGCUUUUCAUUCUCAAUCAAAUGAAGGCAUGUCAAAUGAAUUAAUUAAUAAUAACCCAGAUUCAUCAUCUGACAAGGAGCUGGCUCAGGAAUCCAAAGAUCUCUUACAUGGAGAAAUAAAUGUAUCCAACUCUGAGUUACUAAAUAUGGUUGUACCCAUGACAGAUGAAGAUUUAACUGAUGCUGCUAUUUUUAAAGAGAAUUUAAAUCAGGAUCUACCUUUCAAAGAUAAUCAAUCUUAUACAUCUCCAGCAAAGACUAUGUUUUCCGAGGAUUUACUUGACAGGAAGCUUCACAAUGAUUCCAGUAUCUCUAUGACAUUCUUUGAUAUGGCUUCAGGGGUUUCAUGUUCCAUAUCUGAAGCGUCUUUACUAGAGAACAUUGAUGCAUCACCUGCUCUGGCCACUGAAGAGAGAGUCGGUGCUGAUAUUUCAUGUCAAAGUACUAGCAGAAUGGAACAACUAAAUUCUCUUAAUGAAGUUGACAAAACAAUGAUGGAAAGUUUGGAUUCCAGUGGAGAUUUUGGGAAUACUAGCUCAGGCGAAAUGAAGCCCUGCUCUGAAAACAAUGCCACUUUGGAUGUAGAUAAUCACAACAUAUGUAUAGACUCAAAUCCUGAAGAAUCAAACACAAUCUUCGAUAAAGCUGUAUCUGGAGGUGAAUCUUACAUGGAACACUUGGAGGAUCAUGGUGAUGUUAGUCAGGACGCUAGCGAGAUUGACAAUUUAUGCGGUCCAGAGGAAAAUCCAGACCCUAAUUUUCUCAGGGAGCUUCUUGGAACAGAGGAUGCAGAUGCAGAGCAGCAUCCAUUUAUAUCUAAGAUUCAGGAUGAUUUCUGCAGCACAGCUGCUAACAUGGCAUAUUCUUACAAUCCAUAUUUAUGGACUCCCAGCGAAAUUGAGGCUGCAUCAGGAAAUCCAGAAUGCAAUUUGGUUGAACAUAGAUUGAAGCUUAGGAGUGCGUAUACUGAUGUAGAGGAUAAAGCGGGGACUAAGGACUCGAACAGGGAACCAGAAGUCACCAGUUAUAAUAGGCUGUUUAUGGGCACAGUCGACUAUAUAUGGUGUUCCGAAGGCCUUCAGACUGUCAAAGUACUCGAUACAAUUCCGAAACAUAUUUUACGAAGGACUUCUGGAUUUCCAACGCGAAGAUGGGGAAGCGAUCAUCUGGCCUUAGCUUGUGAGCUGGCAUUUACUAACGGUGUUGAAUCCAUAAAGUAGGCAUUGUAUUCUGACAACCGAUAUUUCCAUGAAUAAUCUGCUGAGUUGUCGCUGCUGCAACUGGAAAAAAAAUUCUGAUUGUAUAACUGGGAAGCUGUAUAUACAAUUGUAUAUAUAUCUCGUGUUAUUUCUAUGCUUGGAUUUCUGUUACAAGGAUUCAGCAAUGGAUGUCAAGCUGAGUUUAUGUUCAUUAGCCUAUGGCCACAGCUAGCUACUGUUUUUUAUAAGGAUUUAUAAUUUGUUUGUAUAAUUGGUAGAUUAAUCCUUUCUUCCGGAUUUAGACCCAUGCGUGUAAUUAAAGAGGAGGAAGCGAUCAGGAUUUACGUUUUCCUCUACGAUAA